AUGUUUGUAUCUUCAAUGAAUUCACUUUUGAAGCUCACUUAGAAAAUACCAAAGAGUUUUUGUAAUAGUAAAUACUAUAAGUUUAGUUCUCUAACUCGUGAAGUUUUAAAAGUAAAGAUGGACUUAUAUUUCUCCUAGGAUUAAGCUAAAUAGUUUAUAGUAAAUUAAAAUUAAAAUCUUAAGCAAAUCGAAAACUUAUUGAAAGAUGAUAAUCCUGAUAUCAAAAAUGUAAAGUUUUUAGUUGGUGAUUAAGAAAUAGAAAACAAAGAAGAGUAAUUGUUCUUAAAUUUAUCAAUAAAUAAUGAUUUGAAGAUUAUUAUUGAUGAUGUUUAAACAACUUUUGAAUUCGCAGAUUAACUAAAUACAGCUAAUUACUUUGAAUCAACAAAGUUAGAGGGAGAAUUAGCUUAGCAUGAAGUUCCUUAUUAAGACGCACAAGUUAUUCAAUCAUUUAUUAAGAACUUUAAGCAAAUACUAGAGAAAUAAAAUCCUUCAUCGUAAGCUUAUUCUGAAAAAUAAAUGAAUGACGCUCUAUAAAAGGCUAUUCAAACAUUCUCUGAAUACAAUUUUUCUAGCAGCUUUGAGAAAAAUACCUUAUUUGCUAAUGCUCUUCGUUAGCAAUAUCAGGAAGGAUAAGACAUAUUGCAAAAAAUUGAAGAUGAAUCUAGAGCUAAAUCUCUUUCUAAAGUCAAAUAAUUGAUAGGAUUAUAAGUAGUCUAAUUUGGUUUCCUAUUUUAUUUAACUUAUGGACUUUAUGGUUGGGAUUUUGCAGAACCUGUUAGUUAUGUUCUAGGGUUAGGAAGUGAAGCUUAUAUUUUAUACCAUUUCAUCAAGCACCGUAAAAGCUUUAAUAACCUUUAUCUAUUUGAAAAGCAAUUUUAGCCAGUAAGAAAGAAUUUAAUUUCAUAAAAUCAAACUAAUACUGAGGCACAUCUUAAAUUUCUCAAAAGCAAGCUUGAUAUGAUUGAAUCUAAGAUUUAAUUUGGAAGAUCUAAAGAAAAAUGA
Messenger RNA from Tetrahymena thermophila SB210, 1005 nucleotides. Its product is annotated as transmembrane protein, putative. The record is from RefSeq and is a predicted model, not a curated record. NCBI's taxonomy places the organism in Eukaryota, Ciliophora, Oligohymenophorea, Hymenostomatida, Tetrahymenidae. The transcript has 3 exons.